Messenger RNA from Prosopis cineraria, 320 nucleotides. Its product is annotated as defensin-1-like. The transcript has 2 exons. Gene Ontology annotation, biological process: defense response. The coding region runs from base 13 to 258 and encodes 81 amino acids. Lineage: Eukaryota; Viridiplantae; Streptophyta; Magnoliopsida; Fabales; Fabaceae. The record is from RefSeq and is a predicted model, not a curated record.
GUCCUGACAUGCAUGGCUGCUUCUCUUCUCAAGUUGUCUUCCUUCAUUGCCUUCCUCUGCAUUGCCCUCCUCGUCUCCUCUCCCAACGAGAAUGUGGAGGCAGUACUUUGUGGGAGACUUAGCGGGAGAUUUAUAGGGAAUUGCAUCGACAGUGUUCAGUGCAAUGAUACACGCCGCACGGAGGGUGCUGUUGCUGGAAAUUGUCUGGCCCAUGGUUUGGGAUUUGCAUGCUUCUGCUACUACAAUUGUAAAAAGUGAUAGUUUCACAGCUAAUUACCUACUUGACGAUGAUCUCUGCGACUUCCUGUAAUUUCUUGUUU